Molecule: messenger RNA, 1972 nt
Organism: Cynoglossus semilaevis (tongue sole)
Lineage: Eukaryota; Metazoa; Chordata; Actinopteri; Pleuronectiformes; Cynoglossidae
Gene: ccdc9b
Product: coiled-coil domain containing 9B
Source: RefSeq, a predicted model, not a curated record
UAUCGACGGUUAUAUUUUUAAAUUGACGUCUUUCGUCCCCCUGGACAUUAACACGACGCACUCGUCACCGCCGACAAAGGAAACACUACAGAGACACCGAUUUUCAGCCACUUGACUAACGUCAUCAAAUCAAACAGUGACGGCCAUUAAUCGUUGAAUAAAUAAACUCCGAACCAAUACAAAAUAUGCUAAACAAAGUGAGCUAACUGCUAAGAGCUAAAGUAGGAUGGUGACAUUUCGACAGUCCCAGACGGCCGGUGACGUGAUGCCCAAGAGGGACAAUGAGAAGGACUUGGAGCUGGACAAGAAGAUCGAGGCCCUGCGUAGGAAAAAUGAAGCACUGAUGAAGAGGUACAAGGAAGUGGAGGAGGACAAGAAAAGGGCAGAGGAGGAGGGAAUGGCUCUGCUGGGCCGUAAGGGCAAAGCCGACGACCUGACCAUCACAAUCAGCAAGUCCACCACUGACAGCCGCGUGGUGGUGACAAAGCUGUUCAACGCUGCUGCACCAGCCGGGAAAGAAGAGCCGGAGCUGCAGACUGAGAAAGACGGAGAGGGUCCUCCGCAGGGUGCCGGCCGAGGCCACAGGAAGCAGUUAACGGUCACAGCAGGCAAAAGGGGUAAGAGGGUGGUGAGCGAGAGGCCAGAGAAGAAGCCGGGCCCCGUCGAUGUCAAGAGCGCUGCUGAUGAUGGACAGACGAGGCGUGUGGAGUCGGCGGGGAGGGGGAAACAGCCUCCGCACGUCACGACCAAGAGAAACGCAGCGGCACAGGAAGAUGCUGCUAAACAGGGGCAGAAGCAAACAAGGGAGCAGCACAAGCUGGAGGAAUGCAAGGAGCCGGAGUGGCCGGCGACCAGCACUGACCUCAACGUCCCCACAACGAGAGAGGAGCAGGAGGAGUACCUGAGGUGGAAGAAAGAGCGGGAGCGGAUUGACAGGGAGAGAGUGGCACGCCAUAAAAAUGCGAAGGGCCAAUGGAGACGAGCCUGGGACAUGGACAAGUCUGAGAACAUGUUUACAGACAAAUCUGUGCCUGAGAGAGACUGGGGGCCAAGUAGCAGAGGUGGACGAAGUUCAAGAAGAGGUCAAAACAGGGCAAAUGUGGAGCCAAAAGGUCAGGAGAAACGAGGGAAAGACAAAGGAGGAAAAAGAGUCCAAGUGAUGAGCAGCAAAGCAAAAGGCAAAGAUCGUCUGACGGGGAGGGCUAGGAGAUGGCAAGAAAAUGAAGAGGGAGACAAUUCACAGCCUGAUACAACACUGGAGGAGUUCUUGGAGGAACUGGACGCCCUCCCAGAUGUGGACACAGAAGAGCAGAAAGGUCAGGGGUCACCAAGUGAAGACACGUUGAGUCCGUCUGACGAGGGCGGUGAAGUGACCGCUCCCUGUUCCUCCAGAGAAGGUACCUCCACUCAGAAAAAGGUACGGUUCUCGGAGGAGCUCGUCGUCGGAGCUCGUGGAUCUCAGGACUCCAGCUCCGAGUCGGGAACUUCUUCACUCCUGAAGAAAACGGAACUAGAACCAGAGUCAGUGGAGCAGAGCGACGGGGCGUCUCUGGAUGACGGGGCGUCUCUGGAUGACGGGGCGUCUCUGGAUGACGGCGCGGCGACGUCUGCUCCGCCCGCGCCCCACCANNNNACUGAAUGUACUACAACAGACACUGAACUCACCGCAGCGAGAAAACCCUCCACUGCUGCAAAGGCCAGCGCCUCUACACCAGAGGACCCUGUCCAGCCUGUAGAGGUCGCUAAGUGCAAUAUCAACAACGCUGAGGAGCUGAAAGACUCCGGGCUGUCGGUCCUGAGUCUGGAGGCAGGAGAACCACAGACAACGCACUGUAGCAGCAGUGACAAGGCGAGAGAACACGGGAAGAUAGUUUGACAUUUGACAUUUUCCGGGACAGAGACGCUGAAAACCAAAAGCAGCAGCAGCAGCAGCGAGACACCGAGCCGUGCUGAUUGGUCGCUUCAGACGGGC